CCUAGUGCAGUGUCGGGGAAAUUUUCGACACAUCAAGACUCAAUUACAGAUCACAGCCACCAACAGCUCCCUAGUCCUAGCAUCGAGGAAACUAUCUAAAUAUCUACUGCCAGAGAGAACAGUGUCGGGAUACAGAGAUGACAGCAGGUCACCUCUCUCUCAGACCUCAUGGCUCCAUUAAUACUCCUGUUGUUCCUUCUGUCUGAAGCAGCUUCUGACCUGAUUGUGGAAACAGUGCCUGGACAUGAUGUCAUUCUGCCAUGUCAGGCUGAUGAUUCCUCCAUCAAAGCUGUAAAGUGGAGCAGACCUGACCUGAAGCCAGAUAUCGUCCUCUUAUACAGAGAUGGACACUUGAAUAAAUACGACCAGAAUCCAUCCUUUAAGGACAGGGUGGAGCUGGUGGACAGAGAUCUGAAGGACGGAGACGUGUCUUUAAUUCUGAAGAAUGUGAAGAGCAACUAUACUGGAAUAUACAAGUGUGGAGUUAAAACCGGUGAUACUGACCUAAUUAGAGUCAUCAGAACCGUCCGUCUGCAGGUUACAGAGCCAGACCUGACUGUGGUAACAGUGCCUGGAGAUGAUGUCAUUCUGCCAUGUCGGGCUGAUGAUUCCUCCAUCAGAGCUGUAGAGUGGACCAGACCUGACCUGAAGCCAGAUAUCGUCCUCUAUUACAGAGCUGGACGCUUGAAUACGACCGACCAGCAUCCAUCCUAUAAGGGCAGGGUGGAGCUGGUGGACAGAGAUCUGAAGGACGGAGACGUGUCUUCAAUUCUGAAGAAUGUGAACAAACACGACGCUGGAACAUACAAUUGUCGAGUUAUAACCGGUGAUACUGACCCAAUCAGAAUCAUCAGAACCAUCUAUCUGCAGGUUCCAGAUGUGAAUGUGGUAAGAGUGCCUGGACAGAAUGUCACUCUGCCAUGUCAGACUGCUGAUUCCUCCAUCAGAGUUGUAAAGUGGACCAGACCUGACCUGGAGCCAGAUAUCGUCCUCUUAUACAGCGAUGGACACUUGGAUACAGACGACCAGCAUCCAUCCUUUAAGGACAGGGUGGAGCUGGUGGACAGAGAUCUGAAGGACGGAGACGUGUCUUUAACUCUGAAGAAUGUGAACAUCAACGACACUGGAACAUACGUGUGUCUAGUUAAAACCGAUGGUUCAACACGUACAAAGAGAGACACCAACUCUGACCCAAUCAGCAUCAUCCGUCUGCAGGUUUCAGACCAGAUUGUGGUAACAGUGCCUGGAGAUAAUGUCAUUCUGUCAUGUCAGGCUGAUGAUUCCUCCAUCAGAGUUGUAGAGUGGAGAAGACCUGACCUGAAGCCAGAUAACGUCCUCUUAUACAGCGAUGGACACUUGAAUACAACCCACCAGUAUCCAUCCUUUAAGGACAGGGUGGAGCUGGUGAACAGAGAUCUGAAGGACGGAGACAUGUCUUUAAUUCUGAAGAAUGUGAACAAACACGACGCUGGAACAUACGAGUGUCGAGUUAUAACCGAAGGUUCAAGACGUAAAAAGAGAGACACCAACUCUGACCCAAUCAGAACCAUCAGAACCAUCCAUCUGCAGGUUCCAGACCUGAUUCUGGUAAGAGUGCCUGGAAAUAAUGUCACUCUGCCAUGUCAGGCUGCUGAUUCCUCCAUCAGAGUUGUAAAGUGGACCAGACCUGACCUGAAGCCAGAUAUCGUCCUCUUAUACAGAGAUGGAGAAUUGAAUACAACCGACCAGCAUCCAUCCUUUAAGGACAGGGUGGAGCUGGUGGACAGAGAUCUGAAGGACGGAGACGUGUCUUUAAUUCUGAAGAAUGUGAGCAGACACGACACUGGAAUAUACGAGUGUCGAGUUAAAACCGGUGAUACUGACCCAAUCAGAACCAUCCAUCUGCUGGUUACAGACCUGGUUGUGGAAACAGUGCCUGGAGAUAAUGCCACUCUGCCAUGUCAGGCUGAUGAUUCCUCCAUCAGAGCUGUAGAGUGGACCAGACCUGACCUGGAGCCAGAUAUCGUCCUCUUAUACAGCGAUGGACACUUGGAAACAGACAUCCAGCAUCCAUCCUUUAAGGACAGGGUGGAGCUGGUGGACAGAGAUCUGAAGGACAGAGACGCGUCUUUAAUUCUGAAGAAUGUGAGCAGACACGACGCUGGAAUAUACAAGUGUGGAGUUAAAACCGGUGAUUCAACACAAGACACCAACUUUGACACAAUCAGAAUCAUCAGAAUCAUCUAUCUGCUGGUUCCAGACCUGAUUGUCGUACCAGUGCGCCCUGGAGAUGAUGUCAUUCUGCCAUGUCAGGCUGCUGAUCCCUCCAUCAGCUUUGUAGAGUGGACCAGACCUGACCUGAAGCCAGAUAUCGUCCUCUAUUCCAGAGGUGGACACUUGGAGACAGACGACCAGCAUCCAUCCUUUAAGGACAGGGUGGAGCUGGUGGACAGAGAGCUGAAGGACAGAGACGCGUCUUUAACUCUGAAGAAUGUGAGCAGACACGACGCUGGAACAUACAAAUGUCGAGUUAAAACCGGUGAUACUGACCAAGGCAGAACCAUCAUAAUCAUCAGACCCAUCAGAACCAUCCGUCUGCAGGUUACAGACCUGAAUGUGGUAACAGUUGAUCCUGGAGAUGAUGUCAUUCUGCCAUGUCAGGCUGCUGAUACCGCCAUCAGCUUUGUAAAGUGGACCAGACCUGACCUGGAGCCAGAUACCGUCCUCUAUUACAGCGAUGGACACUUGAAUACAGACGAGCAGCAUCCAUCCUUUAAGGACAGGGUGGACCUGGUGGACAGAGAUCUGAAGGACGGAGACACGUCUUUAUUUCUGAAGAAUGUGAACAGACACGAUGCUGGAACAUACGAAUGUGUAGUUGAAACCGGUGAUACUGACCAAGGCAGAACCAUCAGAAUCAUCAGACCCAUCAGAAUCAUCCGUCUGCAGGUUAUAGACCUGACUGUGGCAGUGCACCCUGGAGAUGAUGUCAUUCUGCCAUGUCGGGCUGAUAAUUCCUCCAUCAGAGCUGUAAAGUGGAGCAGACCUGACCUGGAGCCAGAUACCGUCCUCUUAUACAGAGAUGGACAAUUGAAUACAGACGUCCAGCAUCCGUCCUUUAAGAACAGGGUGGAGCUGGUGGACAGAGAUAUGAAGGACGGAGACGUGUCUUUAAUUCUGAAGAAUGUGAGCAGCAUCGACGCUGGAACAUACGAGUGUCGAGUUAAAACCGAUGAUUCAACACGUACAAAGACAGACAUCAGAAUCAUCAGUACCAUCCGUCUGCAGGUUCCAGAGCCAGACCUGAUUGAGGUAACAGUUGAUCCUGGAGGUGAUUUCAUUCUGCCAUGUCAGGCUGCUGAUUCUUCCAUCAGAGCUGUAGAGUGGACCAGACCUGACCUGGAGCCAGAGUACGUCCUUGUAUACAGAGAUGGACACAUGGAUACAACCGACCAGCAUUCAUCCUUUAAGGACAGGGUGGAGCUGGUGGACAGAGAUCUGAAGGACGGAGACGUGUCUUUAAUUCUGAAGAAUGUGAGCAGACACGACAACGGAACAUACGAGUGUCGAGUUAAAACCAAUGAUACUGACCAAAUCAGAACCAUCAGCAUCAUCCGUCUGCAGGUUCCAGACCUGAUUGAUAUAACAGUUGAUCCUGGAGAUGAUGUCAUUCUGCCAUGUCAGGCUGAUGAUUCCUCCAUCAGUGUUGUAAAGUGGAGCAGACCUGACCUGAAGCCAGAUAUAGUCCUCUAUUACAGUGGUGGACACUUGGAUACAGACCACCAGCAUCCAUCCUUUAAGGACAGGGUGGAGCUGGUGGACAGAGAUCUGAAGGACGGAAACGUGUCUUUAAUUCUGAAGAAUGUGACCAGACACGACGCUGGAACAUACGAGUGUCGAAUUAAAACCGAUGGUUCAACACGUAAAAAGAGAGGAAUUGAUCCAAUCAGAACCAUCCAUCUGCAGGUUCCAGACCUGAUUGAGGUAACAGUGCAGCCUGGAGAUGAUGCCAUUCUGCCAUGUCAGGCUGCUGGUUCCUCCAUCAGAGCUGCAGAGUGGACCAGACCUGACCUGGAGCCAGAAUACGUCCUUUUCUACAGAGAUGGACACCAGGAUACAACCUACCAGCAUCCAUCCUUUAAGGACAGGGUGGAGCUGGUGGACAGAGAUCUGAAGGACGGAGACGUGUCUUUAAUUCUGAAGAAUGUGAGCAGCAUCGACAACGGGACAUACGAGUGUCGAGUUGAACCAGCUGCUUCCAGACGUAGAAAGAGAUCCAUCAUCGACUCUGAGCCAAUCAGAAUCAUCCGUCUGCAGGUUACAGAGCCAGACCUGAUUGUGGUAACAGUGCAUCCUGGAGAUGAUGUCAUUCUGCCAUGUCAGGCUGCUGAUUCCUCCAUCAGAGCUGUAAAGUGGACCAGACCUGACCUGGAGCCAGAUAUCGUCCUCUAUUACAGUGAUGGACACUUGGAUACAACCCACCAGCAUCCAUCCUAUAAGGACAGGGUGGAGCUGGUGGACAGAGAUCUGAAGGACAGAGACGUGUCUUUAAUUCUGAAGAAUGUGAGAAGCAUUGACGCUGGAACAUAUGAGUGUGGAGUUAUAACCAAUGAUACUGACCCAAUCAUAACCAUCAGAACCGUCCGUCUGCAGGUUCCAGAGCCAGACCUACCUGUGGUAGUGAAUCCUGGAGAUGAUGUCAUUCUGCCAUGUCAGUCUGCUGAUCCCUCCAUCAGAGCUGUAAAGUGGAGCAGAGCUGACCUGGAGCCACCAGAGUACGUCCUCUUAACCAUCGAUGGACACUUGAAUACAACCUACCAGCAUCCAUCCUUUAAGGACAGAGUAGACCUGGUGUACAGAAAGCUGAAGAAUGGAGACGUGUCUUUAAUUCUGAAGAAUGUGAGCAGACACGACAACGGAACAUAUGAGUGUCGUUUUGCAUCAGGUGGUCUCAGACGUAGAAAGAGAUCCAACAUUGACUCUGAGCCAAUCAGAAUCAUCCAUCUGCAGGUUACAGAGCCAGACCUGAUUGAGGUAACAGUGAACCCUGGAGAUGAUGCCAUUCUGCCAUGUCAGGCUGAUGAUUCCUCCAUCAGCUUUGCAGAGUGGACCAGACCUGACCUGGAGCCAGAUAUCGUCCUCUUAUACAGAGGUGGACGGUUGAAUCCAGAUGACCAGCAUCCAUCCUUUAAGGACAGAGCGGACCUGGUGGACAGAGAUCUGAAGGACGGAGACGUGUCUUUAAUUCUGAAGAAUGUGAGCAGACACGACGCUGGAACAUACGAGUGUCGAGUUAAAACCGGUGAUUCUGAUCCAAUCAGACUCAUCAGAACCGUCCGUCUGCAGGUUCCAGACCUGAUUGUGGUAACAGUUCACCCUGGAGAUGAUGUCACUCUACCAUGUCAGGCUGCUGAUUCCUCCAUCAGUGUUGUAGAGUGGACCAGACCUGAUCUGGAGCCAGAUACCGUCCUCUAUUACAGUGAUGGACACUUGAAUACAACCAACCAGCAUCCAUCCUUUGAGGACAGGGUGGAGCUGGUGGACAGAGAUCUGAAGGACGGAGACGUGUCUUUAAUUCUGAAGAAUGUGAGCAGCAUCGACACUGGGACAUACGAGUGUCGAGUUAGAACUGAUGGUUCCAGACGUAAAAAGAGAGCCAUCAUCAACUCUGAGCCAAUCAGAAUCAUCCGUCUGCAGGUUACAGGUGAGAUUGUGGUAACGGUGCACCCUGGAGAUAAUGUCACUCUGCCAUGUCAGGCUGCUGGUUCCUCCAUCAGAGCUGUAGAGUGGACCAGACCUGACCUGGAGCCAGAUACCGUCCUCUUAUACAUCGAUGGACACUUGAAACCAGACUACCAGCAUCCAUCCUUUAAGGACAGGGUGGAGCUGGUGGACAGAGAUCUGAAGGACGGGAACGUGUCUUUAAUUCUGAAGAAUGUGAACAGACACGACACUGGGACAUACACGUGUGGAGUUAAAACCGGUGAUACUGACCAAAUCAGACUCAUCAGAACCGUCCGUCUGCAGGUUACAGAGCCAGACCAGAUUGUGGUAACAGUGAAUCCUGGAGAUGAUGUCAUUCUACCAUGUAAGGCUGCUGGUUCCUCCAUCAGAACUCUAAAGUGGAGCAGACCUGACCUGAAUCCAGAUACCGUCCUCUUAUACAGAGAUGGAUACUUGGAUACAGACCACCAGCAUCCAUCCUUUAAGGACAGGGUGGAGCUGGUGGACAGAGAUCUGAAGGACGGAGUCGUGUCUUUAAUUCUGAAGAAGGUGAACAGACACGACACUGGGACAUACGAGUGUCGAGUUAUAACCGGUGAUACUGACCCAAUCAGAACCAUCAGAACCGUCCGUCUGCAGGUUACAGAGCCAGCAGACCUGAUUGUGGUAACAGUUCAUCCUGGAGAUGAUGUCAUUCUACCAUGUCAGGCUGCUGGUUCCUCCAUCAGAGCUGUAGAGUGGACCAGACCUGACCUGGAGCCAGAUACCGUCCUCUUAUACAGAGAUGAACACUUGGAUACAUACGACCAGCAUCCAUCCUUUAAUGGCAGAGUAGACCUGGUGGACAGAGAUCUGAAGGACGGAGACGUGUCUUUAACUCUGAAGAAUGUGAGAAGACACGACACUGGGACAUACGAGUGUCGAGUUAUAACCGCUGGUUCUGACCCAAUCAGAACCAUCAGAACCAUCAGAAUCGUCCGUCUGCAGGUUACAGAGCCAGACCUGAUUGUGGUAACAGUGGAUCCUGGAGAUGAUGUCAUUCUGCCAUGUCGGGCUGCUGAUCCCUCCAUCAGAGCUGUAAAGUGGACCAGACCUGACCUGAAGCCAGAUAUCGUCCUCUUAUACAGUGAUGGACACUUGAAGACAGACGUCCAGAAUCCAUCCUUUAAGGACAGGGUGGAGCUGGUGGACAGAGAUCUGAAGGACGGAGACGUGUCUUUAAUUCUGAAGAAUGUGAGAAGCAUCGACAACGGAACAUACGAGUGUCGAGUUAAAACCAAUGACACUGACCAAAUCAGAUUCAUCGGAAUCAUCCGUCUGCAGGUUCCAGACCUACCUGUGGUAGUGAAUCCUGGAGAUGAUGUCAUUCUACCAUGUCAGGCUGCUGAUUCCUCCAUCAGAGCUGCAGAAUGGAGCAGAGCUGACCUGGAGCCAGAUACUGUCCUCUAUUACAGUGAUGGACACCUGCACCAGCAUUCAUCCUUUAAGGACAGGGUGGAGCUGGUGGACAGAGAUCUGAAGGACGGAGACGUGUCUUUAAUUCUGAAGAAUGUGAGCAGCAUCGACAACGGGACAUACGAGUGUCGAGUUGCAUCAGGUGGUUCAAGACGUAAAAAAAGAGCCUACAUCGACUCUGAGCCAAUCAGCAUCGUCCGUCUGCAGGUUACAGAGCCAGCAGGUUCUGAGGAUAGAAACUCCUCUCCUGGAGGCCGAUACCUUGGACUGGCAGCAGGUGUUCUGGUUCUUGUAACUGCUGCAGUGGUUGGUGUCCUGAUAUAUAAAAGACGUCAGAACAAGAGAUCAGGACAACCUGCUGAUGAUGAAGAAUCAGCCGUUCAGUUCAUCAACAUCUCCCAGAGCUCUUAACACCUUUUAAAAGUCAUAAAAGUCAAAUGUAGGUCAGUUAUAAUGUUGUUUAAGAUCAGAGUGAUGUUUGACUGAAGAACACAGAGAUGUUCAGACAAUAUCAACUCAGCAGUAGUACACAGAAAUACUUUGCUCUAUUAAACAGAUUAAAUGUGAUAAUAAUAUUAUGUAACAAUAAUCUACUCAACUCUGAGCUGUAUCUCAGCAAGCUUUCAACAGGAAAUGAUGUUUGUUUAGUUGUAAAUAUCAGCAGACGGAGCCCCCCCCAAAUAUCUUCUAAUCAGGUGUAAAGAGCUCUUCAACAUGUCAUCUGUUUGUGUGUUUGAUCAGGUCAUGUUACGCUUAUUUAGCAUUUUAGCAUUUAGCAUAUAAAGGUUCAUGGCUUCUGCUUGGAAUAAUAUAUUUCCAGCUAAUGAUAUAAUAUAAUAAAUGCCUAAUGGUAAAGUCUGCCUCUUCCUUUAGAGAACUAGAAAAUUUACUCUAGUAAAAGUACUGUUGCUUUAA
Molecule: messenger RNA, 8073 nt
Organism: Sander lucioperca (pikeperch)
Lineage: Eukaryota; Metazoa; Chordata; Actinopteri; Perciformes; Percidae
Product: hemicentin-1-like
Exons: 37
Coding region: 169-7569 (2466 amino acids)
Source: RefSeq, a predicted model, not a curated record